AUGGAGAACUACCGCCAAAUAUCACUGACUUGUAUUGUUUGCAAGAUUGCAGAAGCUGUGGUAAAGUCCCGUGUGGUCGACUUUUGGUAAGUCCUCAAUCUUUUUAAUCCAGACUAAUUUGCGUAUCUAAGGGGUAAAUCCACGUUGGCACAAUUCCUUACAUGUUACAAUGACUGAGCAAAGGUUAGGAAUUGCUCGCAACAAACGGAUAUCAUCUUCUUAGAUCUCUCUAAGGCUUUCGACAGCCUGCCACACGAGCGUUUGCUGCUGAAACUACAACGGUAUGGGACAGACAGCUCUCUACUGAUGUGGAUUAGAAAUUUUUUGACGAAUAGAAGGUAGCGUGUCGUGUUAAGGAGCAAUUGUUCAGACUGGUCACCCGUGAUUUCAGGUGUGCCUCAAGGAACAGUACUUGGCCCAAUCCUAUCUAUUAUUUAUAUCAAUGAUAUUUUGGCAAACAUUACAUCAACCGUGAAAAUCUACGCUGAUGAUACUAAAAUCUAUCGCGAGAUCAUGGAGCCUGAUAAGGAUAUACCAGCCUUACAGCUGGACUUGAACAAAUUAAGCGAUUGGGCUGGCAAGUGGCAGUUGCACUUUAGUCCUGAAAAAUGUGAAGCUAUGCGUGUAACGCACAGUAGAGACAGAUCCAAGCCAAGUUAUUCCCUCGGUACGCAACUAAAAUCUGUCGACAGUGCCAAGGACCUAGGGGUCACAAUAAACUACGAUCUAUCUUGGGGUAAACACGUUUCCUACAUAGUAAACAAGGCAAACAAAGUGUUAGGUAUAAUUAGGCGAUCACUUAGAAACGAUAAUCGGUAUGCAUUUUCCUGCCUCUUUAAGUCGUUAGUAAGACCUAUACUCGAAUACGCUGUCCCCGUUUGGAGCCCCUACCAAACAAAAGGAUAUCGAAUCCUUGGAAAAAGUCCAAAGAAGGGCAUCUCGGUUGGCGUUAAAGCAAAAACGCGGAGAAAUGAGCUAUGAAGACUGCUGCUGCCUAAUAAAUUGGCAAACUUUGGAGAAACGAAGAGAGUUUUUAUCUCUGAUCCAGUGCUACAAGACGGUUCUGGGAAUAGAUAGUUCCUUCUUCGAACUUUUUUGAACUUACUUAAUGUAAUCGAACUAGAGCCAAUCACGAUUAUAAGCUCUACGUAAAAAUAGCUAUCGUAAAUUGCUACAAAUUUUAUUUUUUUGUACGGACCGUUAAUAUGUGGAAUAAUUUGCCCAAAGAUAUUGUACACGCAAGAUCAUUGACUUUAUUUCGUAACAGACUAAAGAUUUACAUGAAUAUUGAUUGA
Molecule: messenger RNA, 1295 nt
Organism: Pocillopora meandrina
Lineage: Eukaryota; Metazoa; Cnidaria; Anthozoa; Scleractinia; Pocilloporidae
Source: the annotation of a GenBank genome assembly